Molecule: messenger RNA, 501 nt
Organism: Zootoca vivipara (common lizard)
Lineage: Eukaryota; Metazoa; Chordata; Lepidosauria; Squamata; Lacertidae
Source: RefSeq, a predicted model, not a curated record
AUGGGAUUAGCGAUUCCUUUCCUCCUUGUCCUGUUCUUCAUUGGCGGUCAACUCGAAGGCAGAGCUGCCCACAGUUCAGAGCUAGCAGAUCUCAAGGCCCUUCUGGAGCUCCUGGAAGACAGACUUGAAUCCAGAGGAAAGGAGUCGGAGCUCGGUCAAGGAUGGAAUGAACCCAAUGAUGAAACAGCCAGAGAUGUCUCCCAGGCUUUUGCCACCUGGGACAACGAAUACGCACGGCCUCAGGGCGAAGGCGCCUUCGGCCCCAGCAGCUGGGAGCAGCCAGUGGCAAGAGAAUCAGCGGCUGCAAGGAACAAACUGAGAGCCCUUUUCAACUCUCCCCGCAGCCUGCAAAGGUCCUCAAACUGCUUCGGCCAGAGACUGGACAGGAUAGGGACCUCAACCGGACUUGGCUGUAACAGGAGCCGGGGCUUACCCCCCACCCUUGCCACACCCCACGAACUGACACUGAUACAAGCCACCACCUCCAUCUUCCGUCUCUGA